AAAUAUCACUCUUUCUCUCUUUCUCUUUCUCUCUCUUUCACUCUCUCUUUCUCUAUCCUUUUCUCUUUUUCCAAUAUGAUAUUUCGUAUGUCUGCAUUUUUGUGGUUGCACCAGAAGCCAUUGUAAUUAAACGAGCAAACGAACGAGCGAGUCGAUAAAAUUGCACACUCAUGGUGAUAUAAAUUGAAAGCUAAAGCAGAACCUAAAAAAACAUGUUAUACGUAUAUAAAAAUAUUAAAAAAGCUAUUAAACUAAACAUUAAAUUGUCACAUGUGACAAGUUGAUUGCGCGUCUAUGAGUAUCAGAUAUCAGUAAUUUUACGAAAGUUACGUAACUCAACUAAAAUAUCUGCAAAACACUCGCGACCGACACGCUACGCGUGCACUACAACACGACGUAAAGCUGUUUUUCCUCCAUUCAGCCGGCGCGCAUUUGUCAACGUGUGAUCUUUGGCGUUGAAUUAAUGCAUGUUCUUUGAAACCGCGCGCGCCAUCUUCGAUUCGACACGCGCGGUUUUCUUCGCGCUGCUUCGCACUAAGCGUGAUGGAUUAACGGCCGGCAAAUCAGGGAUGAAAAAAUCUCCUGACAGUUGGCGAACACGUGCGCGAUAAUCGAUUCUGCAGGAAGCACCCAAGUGAAUCUUCUUAGAGGAGCGGAGCCCAGAACUGUGUUCUCCGUGCGGAAAACUUGGUUAUUUCACGAUAAAGAAACCCGCUCGAGUAUAUUCUGCACGAGUUCUGAGAAACAUUUUUUUUUUUCAUUUUUAAGAAUGGAACUAAUGAUGUCACGUAGUGAGGUGAAUGAUGUUUGUACAGUUUGUGAGUGAUGGAUCUGUUCAGAGAGAUUAUUAGUAGGGUUAAUAAAUCCUUGACGAUAAAUCAGGGAUUCCAGGACUUAAGAAGUCAACGUUGUACGAGGAACCUUUCCAGAGUAGCUAAUUUGCCGUGCUGGUGACACACGCCGCCGGGGUACCAGAGAUGUGCGAUUUUCUGUCGUCACAGCAGCACGGGAUGGAUAAUAUAAUAUCAACGAUAGGAUCUGCAGCUGAAUAAGAGGACUCUGAAGACUUCCCUGUUCGAUAUCUCGUUUAAACGAACGGAUACCUAACACUACGUGGCACUUGGUCCGGGAAAACAACAGCCUGCUUUGAGUACCGUGUACCACCUAGGCGAGAAUAUCGGAGCCAUCACGAGACCAAGAUCGAUCUUGAAGAGUGGUAGGAUCGUUUGCCGAGGAUGUCUCGCGUGACCAAGUGCGAGCCUGCCGAAGAAAGUUGCGAAGCUGCACGAGGAGGCAAUCAGCUGAUCGAUCUUCGGCGCGUGAUCGAUAGUUGCGACGUGAUCAUGUGGAUCGACGUGCGAGUGCACCUUAAACGAGGAUUAAGUAAAUUAUCAAGCGAGACAAUCUUUUAUCUCUAAGAGAGGAGAAAGAUAAGGAGCAGAACGUAAAAGGAAGAAAGAACAAGAGAAGGAAGUAGGUGCGUGGGGAAUUGUUACUUUUAAUGAAGAAGUGUUUAAAGGAAUGAUCGAUCUGCAGAAUCCCGUUGUAAUUGACCGUUGGGAAGCGAUCGAUCAUGUCAGUCUAGCCGUGUAAGAAUUAAAUAAACGUGGGAAGAUUUUUGCACUUGAAAAGAACCUGCGAAGAGGAAAGAGAUGAGAAAGAUCUCAACGAUAAAUGCGAAAGCAUAAAGGAAUCAUUCAUUCGUCUAAUCUCUUGUCCGCGAUCGAUAUCUUUAGUGAUCGACAAUUUCCCACGCAAUGAUCCUGAUAUCCACGAAGAAAAACAAGUUUACGAGAAGAAAAAGAAGAUAUUUAUAAUUAACUAGAAUAUAAAAUAUUAAAAGAAAUAAUUUAAAUAUAAAAUUCUGAAAAGUUAUUGAAUUACUUGUGAACAAGAUAUGUGAACGAAGCAAUUAUCAGUACGUUGUUUGAAUGAAAAUCAUACAAUCGAUUUGCUUGAACUCGACUAUAUAAUCGCUAGAGUAGACAGCUAUAAAGAGAUUAUUAGCUUAUUGGGGUGGACACUCGCAAUAAUUUAUACAAAAAGAAACUAUGUGUAAGAGCUAAUCCUAUCUGGUAGUGAGCUAAUCGGUUUGUUCGUUUCUGCUCGUAUAAUCGAUAUUAGCUCGCUGUAUCGAUAUCACGCAUGUUCAACGAGGAUUAAAUGAAUUACUGUGGAAUGAAGUAUUGAAUGUGCGGACGCGCAAUAAUUUAUGUAACAGCAGUCUCGCAUAAACUGUCGUUUUGUGGAGCAAUCACUAUCCUGAACGAAGAUUACAGUUAACACGUACACACACGAGGAAGAUUUAAAUCGUUUAAAGCGAGAAUGAAGUAAAUCAUCAAUCAAUCGAAAAUAAGUCGCCGCCUUUUUUCUUCAAGAGCAACUUCUUGAAAUACAAUUUGACUAGUUGGUCCUGUUCAUAUUACUCUCAAUCUAAUAUUUUCAUAGAGCAGGAUUCCUUCAUGGAGAACGAGUAAAUUCAUCGUCGAAGAGAUCAAUUUACAAAAGGCAUAUUUACAUACAUAAUAGUAAUAUUUUACUGUACUCUGUGAAAAUCCAUAAUAAGAAUUGCAAUCGAAGAAUAUAAUGGCAAAAGACUCGUCAAGAAUAUACCAUAUCCUUUCAUCAAGUAUCGAGAUAUAAAGUAGAAAAGCAUAGAUUUCAUACAAAAAAAGACCAAGUGAACAAAUCGAUUACAAAAUUGAAGCGCAAGAACAAAUGAACUCUCACCCGUGAUAAUCACAGGAGGAAGAAGACCGACAGAUCCCGAGGAAACGUUCGAGCUUCUUACGGGGUUAAUAUGUGCUUGGGACGAGUCGGAAGUCGUCGGGGUAGCGACACUUCCGGCGGCAGGAGCAACAAGAAAGACUGCAUCAUCAUCAUUCGAGGUCCUUCUAACCGGGGAGGCGCACCCGCGAAGAUGGGUAUGCUGCUGCCCGACGAAACCUACGAGGCGAGAUCCACCAACGUCCUGAUCGCGGACGUGGACGAAAUCGAGGCUGCCAAAGCGUUAGCGGCGCUUCGCAGGUGCGACGAGUUCCUCAAGAGGCACGGCAUCCGGCCCGAGUUCUUCUGUAGGCAUCGAGAGCGUCUAGCUCUUCAAGCGUGGCUGCUGAAGAAGUCCAACCUCUAUUCUGAUGCUUCCUCAUCGAACGAAGCGGUGCACCUACAGCAACGCCUACGGAGCCUCAGCACGGAACUGGUGACCCUAAGGAACCGGCUGCACGUGAGCCAACCGGCAAAUGCAUCAGGACCGGCGAGCGGUACCUCCGGGCCCCUGUCAAAGAGCCCGGAAAAAAGCGGCGCGCCCUCCUCGCCCGCACCGGCCGUACCACCGAGGACCACCCUGCCUCCCAGUGGCGGUGUAUCUCAUGGGAUCGGUCAUCCCGCGGGUCACACGCUAACAGCUUCCGCAAUUGUUCAUCCGCACGUCAAUCACGCCGGCGCAAAUACGCUCGGUCACAACUCGACCGCAACAAAUAAUUUAAUAUCUGAUCUAGAUCCUUCGAAACGGCACAACGGAGUACCUGACGAUGGGAUAGUAUCGUGCGUGACGGCGUUAGGUUGCCUCCGAUCGCCGCCGAUUUCCAGCAUCAUCGCCGACGUGAAGAACGCGAAAAGCAAUCAAGGCCAACACAGAUGCCUCCCGAAAGCCACCGCACCUUCCUCCGGCCCUGCGACCUCCACGGCCUUGGACGACCUCAUUCAUCUACCCGGACCUCUCACAGAAGACGCGGUGCUCAAGUGCCUUCAAGCUCGCUUCUGCGCCAAACAGUACCAUACGAAUGUAGGUCCCAUACUGGUUUGCGUAAAUCCAUACACGGACGUUGGGAAUCCAUUGACCUUAACGAGCACCAGGACAGUGCCAUUGACACCCCAGCUGAACAAGGUCGUUCAGGAAGCUGUGAGGCAGCAAUCGGAGACCGGAUAUCCGCAAGCAAUCAUCCUUUCCGGGACAAGCGGUUCCGGAAAAACGUACGCUUCAAUGCUGUUACUUAGGCAACUCUUCGACGUCGCCGGCGGCGGACCGGAAACGGACGCUUUCAAACAUCUAGCGGCAGCCUUCACGGUUCUCAGAUCCUUGGGCUCAGCGAAAACCGCCACGAACUCCGAGAGCUCAAGGAUAGGUCACUUCAUCGAAGUUCAAGUGACGGAUGGUGCUUUGUACAGGACGAAAAUUCAUUGUUACUUCUUAGACCAAACGAGAGUGAUUAGACCAUUGUCAGACGAAAAAAACUAUCACAUAUUUUAUCAGAUGUUAGCUGGAUUAUCUCACGAUGAGCGAGUUAAAUUGAAUCUAGAGGGAUACAAUCUCAAAAAUUUGAGGUAUCUCCAGCAUGGCGAUACGCGGCAGGACGAAACUGAGGAUGCUAUUCGGUUUCAGGCUUGGAAAGCUUGUUUAGGCGUUCUCGGAAUUCCGUUUUUGGACGUCGUAAGGGUGCUGGCGGCGGUACUCAUCCUCGGGAACGUCGGUUUCACAGACGGCCCAGGCGUGGAAGUGGGUGUGAUUGGUGAGAACGAGUUAUCCUCCGUAGCUGCACUCCUGGGAGUUCCUCCGCCAGCUUUGUUACGAGGACUCACUUCGAGGACUCACAACGCACGUGGUCAACUUGUUAAAUCUGUCUGCGACGCCAACAUGUCUAACAUGACCAGGGAUUCGCUGGCAAAAGCACUCUAUUGCCGUACCGUAGCCACGAUAGUGAGACGAGCUAACAGCUUGAAGAGACUCGGCUCCACUCUCGGCACUCUCUCGUCGGAUUCCAACGAAUCUGUCCAUAAUCAAGCGGAAGUUACUAGCCAACACGCCUCUACCAUUGGUAGUUCAGCGGGAGGAACAGGAUCUAGGAGUAUGACCGCAUUGAAUAACGCCGUGCGACAUGCCACGGACGGUUUCAUCGGCAUCCUGGACAUGUUUGGAUUCGAGGACCCUAAACCGAGCCAGCUGGAGCACCUCUGCAUCAAUCUCUGUGCGGAGACGAUGCAGCACUUCUAUAAUACUCACAUAUUCAAAAGCUCCAUCGAGAGUUGCCGUGACGAAGGUAUCCCGUGCGACGUCGAAGUUGACUACGUCGACAACGUGCCAUGCAUUGAUCUCAUUUCUUCUUUGCGCACCGGGUUGUUAAGUAUGUUAGAUGUGGAAGGUUCUAUACACGGGACCGCCGAGAGUUAUGUCGCCAAAGUAAAGGUGCAGCACAAGCAGAAUCCCCGGCUGUUCGAGCCAAGAACAGUCGACUGCAGAUCCUUCGGCAUUCAGCACUUCGCAGGAAGAGUCACUUACGACGCUUCGGACUUCCUGGACACAAAUAAGGAUGUUGUCCCCGACGAUUUAGUGGCGGUCUUUUACAAACACGCUUGCAGUUUCGGCUUUGCAACACAUUUGUUUGGUAGUGAGCUGAAAGCGUUAUAUGCGAGUGACACUGUCCCGAGGGGCGUCAGUUUUCGGAUAUCACCAACUUCGCACACCGAUCUUACAAACGGGGACGUGCCGAUAUCGACGUUGACGCAAGAUUUUCACACGAGAUUAGAUAAUCUCCUGAGGACUUUGGUCCACGCUAGACCGCACUUUGUUCGAUGUAUCAGAAGCAAUGGCACCGAAACACCGAUGCACCUUGACAGAGGGGUUACAAUGCGCCAGAUACGCUCGCUGCAGGUCUUGGAGACGGUGAAUCUCAUGGCGGGAGGAUACCCGCACAGGAUGCGAUUUAAAGCCUUCAACGCGAGGUAUAGGCUAAUCGCGCCCUUCAAGCAGCUGCGCCGCGCUGAGGAACAGGCUGUCGAGGACACGAAAUUGAUUUUGCAGAACGCGCAGCAGCUGAAGAGCAAAUUCGGUGCCAGCACUAGCUGGGCCCUCGGUAAGCGUCACAUUUUCCUCAGCGAAGGUAUCAGGCAGCAGCUCGAAAAUCUACGGGCGGAGACACGAAGAAAAGCCGCCAUAAUUAUACAGGCUACGUGGAGAGGUUGGCGAGUGCGGAGAGGAUGGCCUUUGAGAAGGACGACUCUAGGAGUGACUUCCGGCAUUGGUCAAAAGAAACCUCAACAACCAACUACCGGCAACACCGGAACCGUUCAGAGAAAUGUCGCUGCCGGCACGGUAACCGGAACUAGCACUCGUCCAAGACCACAGCCAAUCGCUGGCACACCACCUCCCGAUCCUUCGGAGAAAUGCGCAGACCAAAAAAUGAUUCAGCAGACCUGUUCUCUUUUUGGACUCGACCUGGAGCGGCCGCCACCUGUUCCUCCUAGCAGAUCUUAUACCGUGACCGGAAACACAAAGCUUGGUUACCCACAAACCAGAAUUAUGAAAAUGCCUUUCCCAGAAGGCGAAGGCGAGGUGGUCCUUUUGAAAGGAGAAACAGUUUUAGUUGUAGGCGCGUCACCUAGGCGAGGCCAUCUUCUCGUAGAACACAACAACAGUACAUUGCAUGUGCCGUAUCAAUUCAUGGAAUUGAAACCUUGUAACAUUAAUGUGUAAUAAUACUGUAGUAAUAUUUAUUCGGCUCCAUACUUUUUUAAGAAAACAGAUUGUAAUAUCGUUUUCUUUAUUUAAUUUUGAAAAAUUUGGAUAAAGGGAUUUCGAUGAAAACGUUGUACAGAAAAUAUUGUACGAGUAAACCAACUUUGUUGUUUCUGACAUAAGAAACACAAAUUUUAUCGUUUCUAAAAAUAGAAUUUUGCUAUUUCGCACUUAUAAAAUAAGUAAAAUUCUUGUGCGAUUUCUUUGCGCGAUUUCAAUCCUAAAAUACUUAAUUCUUUAUGCAUUAAUAUAAGUUUGAGACAAUGUACGAAAUAAUUCGGAUGUUUCUUCACAUAUAGCUGAUCCAUUCCGAAAUAGACAAAAGUCAAGAAAUCAUUGGCAAAUCAUAUCAAUUCGCAUUAUUAGUUUAUUCUGCGAGAGAGCAAUUUCGAAAUUUUUUCUCAGAAGAGAGAUAAGUUUGCUCCGCGCGGGGAGUUGAUGAAACAACAAAGUUAGGCUCUUUCUGGAGCAGUCUGUAGAACUCGGCGGCACUGUACUCUUUCCGCACGAAGUUGCUUGGUCUCGAUCAUCUCUGUGUCGUCUCCCGUCAGCCAAUUAAUUGCCAUAAGACCGUCUCGGAGCACGCUGGCAAAAGUUAGGGUAGGUGAUUAGUAUUAAGAGAGCGCCGGCGGCAUCACUCGCGGUAGAGUCAGCUCUAAAGGACAGUGAACUUCGUCCUCUAAUUAAUUACACCUCCCGUUAAGCGAGCUUAACGCGGAAGUCACCGCAGCCGUGCUUAUCGCUCGUUUCAGACACGGCAUACUGACUCACCCUAAGCUACGUUCGUCUUCCAUGUAGAUAAGAUACCUGCAAAGAAGUGUAGGGUGCCCGAUAAGAAGAAUGUAAAUCAAAAAUUCGACAAUGAUAGGUUAAAGUCAAAUGAAAUGGUCAACGUUUUUCAGUUUGACCGCAAUAUGAAUUAUGAAUAAUGUAUAUAGGUUUCUCAGUAAAUGAAUUUAUUUGACGAUAAGUUGACGUUCCUGAUCAAUUGUGUUUUUACAUGAAUAAAUAAUCAAUUUCUAAAUUUUCUCUUGAUAUAGAUUAAUAAUUUUGAUAUAGAUUAACUGACCUUUUCAGUGACAUUUAUGACAUGACAAUGUCAAAUUGUCGAUUUAACACAAUUAUCGAUAAGUCAACUCAACAUCUACCCAAUAUUCAUUUUGUUUUCAUUUAUUUUCAUAAAAUUUAUUAUUUUUAUUUGUUUUCAUUCAUUUUCAUAAAAGCGUAUGUUAAAUAUGAGCUUAACUUUGACUUAUAUUCCUUUUAUCAUGCAUUCGGAAGUGUUUCCGAAAAUAAAGGAUAUCGAGAUGUGUAGCAGGUUACAGGUUACAUGUGUAAUUUACGUUAUAUAGAAUAGUGUGACGCACAGUAUGGUAGAACACAUGGUAUUACUAUAAUACUUUUUACCAACAGUAUUCGCUCGCGUUCAUCUUGAAUUCUUAGUGCCAAUUAGAGAACGUUGCCACAAUAAUAUAUCUGUACUCUAUAAGAUUUAUGCUAGCUCAUAGAUAAUCAUAUAGUAGUGGUACUGGACGUCACUAUCAUCGUAGGGAAAUCUGCUUUGUAGAUAAACGGCACUCGUUCGCUCGUCGAUUCUAAGAAUCCAGGAAUCCGAAAGUAAAUCCAAAAUUUAUGUCGAAUACUUUAAUCUAGAUCUCUCGAGAAGCGCGCGAGAGCUGUAUAUACGUGAAGGUCCAACCGCGUGAAGCGUGGUUCCAGAUACCAGAGCAAUAUAAUGCAUAUAUAUACAUAUAUAUGACAACUGUAAGCGUCGAAAAAAUGUAAGGAUCAAGUAUACAUACCUUUGACAAAA
Odontomachus brunneus is the source of this 8327-nucleotide messenger RNA. RefSeq names its product unconventional myosin-IXb (gene dachs). Gene Ontology annotation, molecular function: cytoskeletal motor activity; ATP binding; actin filament binding. The transcript has 18 exons. The coding region runs from base 2801 to 6472 and encodes 1223 amino acids. Gene Ontology annotation, cellular component: actin cytoskeleton; myosin complex; cytoplasm. Lineage: Eukaryota; Metazoa; Arthropoda; Insecta; Hymenoptera; Formicidae. Gene Ontology annotation, biological process: vesicle transport along actin filament; actin filament organization. The record is from RefSeq and is a predicted model, not a curated record.